AUGCCCCCUGUAUAUCAUCUUCCAACCCGCGACCAGUUCCAGAUUGCCAUCAUCUGCGCCCUACCCGUCGAAGCAGAUGCCGUACGAAUUGUUCUGGACGAGACGUACGAGGCCCCUAACGAUGAAAAUCUAUGUGCCAAACCACCCGACGACCCCAAUUUCUAUACCCUGGGACGCAUAGGCCCGCAGCCCGUUGUUCUGGUCCAAUUGCCCGGUCUAGGGACCCUGAAUGCCACGAUCGGCUCGGGCUAUCUGAGACGGCAGUUCCCCAAGGUCCGCCUGGCCCUCGUGGUCGGUAUCUGUGGCGCCAUCCCGCGACUGCCAGAUGGAACCGAUGUCUUCCUGGGAGAUGUUCUGAUCAGCGAAGGCGUUCCGCGUCAAGCGGACGCGGUGUCAGACGAACUGGUUCGAAGACCCUUCCCCAAGUUCAUGGAUACAGGUUUUCUCGACCAAGAAGCAAAGCGUUCGCUAGGCCCUAACGACUUCUCUCCUCAGACCCUCAACCCCGCGCGCGACCUUCCACCGGUGCAGCAAACCCUCGCCCGCUACCUGCAAGCCGCGCAGCGCUCGUCCGGCGAACCGAAAUACCACUACCCUGGAGCAGACCGCGACCGGCUCUUCCCGGCGCGCUACCGGCACCGGCAUCCGGACUCGAUGCCGUGCGAUCUGUGCAGCAGGUCCAGUCGCACUGAUGGUCCGGGCUGUAUCGAUACGGUCCACCUUUCCUGUGAGGAUCUGGAUUGCGAGCGCUGGGGGGGAGAAUCGAAGAUCCGAUGGCGUUCGGAUGUGAUUCCUUCUGGCACAGUACCCCGCCCGCGUAUAUUCUGCGGGGAUGUCGGAUGCACCGACUUGGUGAUGCGGUCCGGCGAGGAUAGAGACCGGUUUGCGGCGGAGCAGGCGGUUAUUGGGUUCGAGAUGGAAGGCGCCGGGGUGGAGUUGUAUCUCCCUUCUUCCGUUGUGGUGGUGAAAGGGGUGUGUGACUAUGCCGAUAGCCACAAAGAGAAGCGGUGGCAGCCAUAUGCGGCGCUCUCUGCGGCUUGUUGUGUCAAGGCGCUUCUUGCCAGGCACUGUGAUUGGGUGGGUGGUGUCUCAGAUCCCUGGCGACGCGUCCCAAGCAACGCGUUAGCCUUAUAUGUGGAUUUUCGUGAUGCUUUUGACCUCUCGACGCUGCUGGUAUGGUGA
Messenger RNA from Aspergillus brunneoviolaceus CBS 621.78, 1182 nucleotides. Its product is annotated as purine and uridine phosphorylase. Gene Ontology annotation, biological process: nucleoside metabolic process. The coding region runs from base 1 to 1182 and encodes 393 amino acids. The record is from RefSeq and is a predicted model, not a curated record. Gene Ontology annotation, molecular function: catalytic activity. Lineage: Eukaryota; Fungi; Ascomycota; Eurotiomycetes; Eurotiales; Aspergillaceae. The transcript has 2 exons.